AUGGAAUCUCUUGAAGCUGAUAUCGAAGCUCUUAAAGAAGACAACAAGGGUACUGAUGAAAUACUACAACAAUUUACCCAACAACUAAUAAUUUUGGUGACACGCCUGCCACAUGAAACUCCACAAGAGCAGACUCAGAGACAACUAGAACCACAACCACUUCAAAAUCUACAGCAAAGGGAGGGCAUUUACAAGCCCAAUUGUCAAACUGAGCUUCCAAACUUCAAUGGUGAUACUCCAGAUGGAUAGUUGCGGCAGGCUUAGAUGUAUUUUCGUAUUAACCACAUGCAAGAACACAAAUGUCUAGAAUUAAUAAUGCUGAGCAUGGAAGGUGAUGCCUUAGAUUGCUAUCUGUCGAUGGAAGAUCGCUUUCUGUUCCAUGACUGGUAUGAUUUUAAAAUCCAACUUAAUGGUUGAUUUGGUUCAUCAGGAUCUAGCAACACGCAUCAGAAACUUGUGAACCUGAAACAAGAGAGUUCAAUACUAGAGUAUAGGGCAGAGUUUGAAUGGCUCUCAACCUAUCUUCCGAACAUACCAACAGAAAUACUAGAGCAUACAUAUUUGAAAGGACUCAAACUUGAGAUCCAAUCAGAGUUAUCUGUCCAAGCCUAUUGGGUUGCGUGA
Messenger RNA from Spirodela intermedia, 624 nucleotides. The record is from the annotation of a GenBank genome assembly. Lineage: Eukaryota; Viridiplantae; Streptophyta; Magnoliopsida; Alismatales; Araceae.